CAAAUAGCAAAUCAUUUGACAAUGCUAGUUUGCGAUAUGAGAGAACUAUGGCUUCCUCCUUGAUUAAGUGGUUAAGAGGAUUAUGUGUUUUUUUCUUAACAUGUCUCCUAUCCGUCUUUGCUUUUUUGAAUUUAGAAGAAUUAAAUGAAAUGAAAUAUGGGAUACAGAUUCUGCCCGAUCCAGUUAUUAUGGGACAGAUGGAAGAUGUGAUGGUGGUCUCUAACAAAUAUAAGCAGCUGUAUGAGUGUCGUUUGCCAGCUCAGGCAGUGCGUUUCCAUCAGGACCCGGUGUCAGAACCUGAAGUUCAAGGCUACAGUGGUCCUGGAGUCCCUGAUCUCCUCAAGCCCAUGCAAACUGAACCAUGCCUUGUUAAGACCAAAGACUGGUGGACUUAUGAGUUCUGCUAUGGCCAGCACAUCAGGCAAUACCACUUAGAAGAUUCUGAGAUCAAGGGAGUUGUGCUCUUUUUGGGAUAUUAUGAUUCAGAGUUUGACUGGACCAAUGAAACUGCCAAGGCAUCUAAGCAGCAUAAGCUGAAGAGGUAUCAUAGUCAGUCAUAUGUCAAUGGCUCUAAAUGUGACUUGAACGGGAAUCCCAGACAGACAGAAGUCAGAUUUGUGUGCGAAGAGGGCUCUAGUGACUAUAUCACAAGGGUAGAUGAACCUCAGUCUUGUCGCUAUGUCUUAACAGUACACACCUCUCGCAUAUGCCAGCAUCCCCUCCUGCGCCCAGCUUCCACUGCCAAACCACAAGGCAUUGUGUGCCAACCUGCUCUCAGUGCCCAGCAGUAUAUGGACUAUGUCAAGGCUCAAGUCUCUGACACUAAACGUAAAGUGGAGCAGAUCUCGGAGGAGCUCAAGAACCUGGAUGAAAUUCUGUCCAAGGAUGACAAGAAAAAGGGAUUGCAAGACGACAAAACGGAUGAGGACCCUGCGGUCCAUUCAGAUGAUCCUCCACUUUCAGAGUCAGAAACAAAACAGGAUGAAGUAGCUGAGGGGGACCUAGUGAGGGAAGAACCAGAGGACAAGGACUUCUGGGAGGGAGUUACCAAACCAGCAAGCACAGAGUCAAGCACGCCUGACUCAGAGAACCCUCAGGAGCCUCAGGACAACCAAUUAGAUGAAAAUGACAGAUUUGGAGAGGAAAAUUUUAAUUUUAAAAUCAUCACAGACCCUGCAGACCUCAUGAAAUUUGUACAACAUCUCAGAGAGAGCAACCAAAAAAACAGGAAAGCUGAGCUGGAAAAAGAGCUCCAGCAGUCAUCUCAGAAGAGAGAGGAGGAGGAGGAUGAAGAGAAAAGAGAGGAGAGGGCAGCAGGAAGGGAGGUAGAGGAAGGGGACGAGGAUGAAAAAUUGCUGCAGGAGUUUGAGGAUGAGAUGGGAGAUCUGUCCGUUCCCUCCUCCAAGAUAGAUGAGAUAAAAGAAGAGAUGCAGAAAGAGUUUGACAACAUCAUAGAGGAAGCUCAGCAGGAGUUAGAGAAUGAAGGUCUUAAGGGCGAGUUUGAUCGCUCUCAGGCUACACAAACUUUAGAGAACACACUGGGCAAACUUCUGGACCGUCUUGAAGACAAGACUGGACAUGAGAGUCAACCAGAAACAGAAGAAAAUACGGAAAUGCAUAAAAGCACACACACCGAGCAUAAGGCAGAGGGAGGGCCUUCUGCUGGCAGCCCAAACCUGGUUCCCAAAACACCAGCCCAAGCGGGCAGCAGUGGCGAUCAGGUAAAAGUCAGGGUGACUAAGUAUAAGUUGGGCGGAGGUGUGGCUGCAGGAGCUGUUACCGGGGGCAACGAUGAUGAUGAUGGUGAGGGGGGUGUGAAGGUGAAGGAACUGGGCGAGGGCGACCCCCAGUGGCAGCAGAUUCAGGAAGUGGUCAAAGAGCAGCUAGAGAGAGCCGGCAUCAAGGCCGAAGGAAAGAUUGAGGUGAAGAUUUUAACCCGUAAAACAGCAGAGGAAGAAGGAGACCAGUGGCUUACUGAGGAGGAUACAAAAUCAUUUAGAGAACUCCUCAUCAACCUUCUGACGGGAGGUACAGAAGAAGUAUAUAAAGAGCAGAAGAGACAGCAAGAGUUGGAGAAUAACUACAAAUUUGUCUGGGGAGAAAAACCGGAAGAGAGCCAGUCCACAGGAAACGGUGAUUCUGAUGAAACGGACUUUUGAGCCUCUUUUCUCUUCUCUCAAGCACUAUUAACCUGAAAAAGGGUAUACUGCGUUCUCUGAACUAUAAACUGCCUGGUCAUCACAUGCAUCAAAACCAAACUGCUCUCUUAGAUCGUUUAAGUUCACAUGACUGAAUGAGUGUCUGUGAGUGGUUUAUAUUAUUGCCUGAUUUCAAUCCUGGAUGGGCUUUUUUUUUUUUUUUUUUUUUUUUUUUUUUUUU
Molecule: messenger RNA, 2379 nt
Organism: Carassius carassius (crucian carp)
Lineage: Eukaryota; Metazoa; Chordata; Actinopteri; Cypriniformes; Cyprinidae
Product: protein OS-9-like
Exons: 15
Coding region: 48-2159 (703 amino acids)
Biological process (GO): endoplasmic reticulum unfolded protein response; retrograde protein transport, ER to cytosol
Cellular component (GO): endoplasmic reticulum lumen
Source: RefSeq, a predicted model, not a curated record